UUAAGAACAACAACAACAAUUCGUAAUAAUUAAAAUUAAACAAAGUAGAUAUUUAGCCACAAUAACAUCUUUUGAACUACUGAAACUCGCUUAAACAGAUGCCAGGCGACAUUAUCCAGUUAAAUGUUGGUGGAAAGAGGUUUGCUACUUCAAAGGAGACUCUGACAUGGAUUCAAGAUUCAUUUUUUACAAGCUUGCUGAGUGGAAGGAUUUCUUCAUUAAAAGAUGAUAAGGGAGCUAUAUUUAUUGACCGAGAUCCAGUCUUAUUUACUGUGAUUUUAAAUUACCUUAGAACAAAAGAAGUUGAUCUGAGCAAUGUAGAUAUAAGUUGGUUGAAGCAUGAGGCAGAAUUCUAUGGCAUUAAACCACUAGUUCGUCGGUUGUGUUUAUGCGAGGAGCUGGAUGCGGCAUCAUGUGGGGAUGUUCUGUUCCAUGGUUACCUCGGACCACCCUGUCCUCCUGUACCAGAUUUCAUGAGAAGUAGAUCACAGUCUAUUGUCAGCACAGACAGUCAUGCAGGCAGGGGAGCCACCCCACAGAGACAUUCAUCUGUUGAUCCGAGACCAGGAGGUUCCCAUCAGGAUGAUGUGCAUGCACACAUGAGACAGACCUCGUUAGAUUUCUCCACACUGAUGCAUCAAGGUUCCCAGGCUAGUAUAGCACGUACACCAUCAACACACAGUAUGUCAAGGUUGUCAUUGUCAACAGAUGCCAGAAGCAUAUCUAGACCAGUUCCGUACGAGUCACUGAGCAGCAGAUUGGCACAUGCUCAACCAAUGGCUGGCUAUAGAACAGAUCCUCUGAAGGUGACCAUGUUGAGAGGUCAUCAUAAUUGGAUUGCUGUGGCUUAUCCCCACUUUGCGUGUUGCUACAGGAUGAAAGAUUCUACAGGCUGGCACCUGAUCUGGACCAGUUCCUACCUAGACAUACCAAUAGAACGUAUAGCCAUCAACGCUAAAGUGUUGUCAGCCAAUCAGGACAACACAAACAAAAUGGUGGCAGCGUCGGCUGCAAGUCUCGUCAGACUGUGGUCAAUCUCUGAUGGCGAUGGAGAAAGUCGUGAAAUUGGUGUGUUCAACUUGAAUGUAUCUGUGGAUUCCCUGUUCUUCAUAGGCAGUCAACUUGUAGCUCUCAGUAAACUGGGAAAAGUUGGAGUCUGGCAUUCCAUGACACACAAUUGGCAGAUUCAGGAUGUGGUUGCUAUAACAAGCUAUGAUAAAGCUGGUUCUUUCUUGCUUCUUGGUUGUGAAAAUGGCUCAGUCUAUUAUAUUGAUAUGCAGAAGUUUCCACUACGAAUGAAAGACAAUGACUUGUUAGUGACAGAGUUAUAUCGUGAUCCAGCAGGGGAUAAAGUUACUGCUCUUAGUGUUUACCUUACCCCUAAAACAAGUGUAAGUGGUAACUGGAUAGAGAUAGCUUACGGUACAAGUUCCGGUACAGUACGUGUGAUAGUACAGCAUCCAGAGACUGUUGGGCACGGUCCUCAGUUGUUUCAAACUUUCACUGUACAUAGAAGUCCUGUUACUAAGGUCAUGUUGUCAGAAAAGCACCUUGUGUCAGUAUGCUCUGAGUACAAUCAUGUACGGACAUGGAGUGUGACACGAUUUCGAGGGAUGAUCUCAACGCAGCCAGGCUCCACGCCACUUGCAUCAUUUAAGGUGAUAUCACUAGAAGACUACGACCCAAAUCAGAGCUACAUGGCUGGUAAUGACUUCGGUCCAUUCGGAGAGCAAGAUGACCAACAGGUUUUUGUACAGAAAGUAGUUCCAGAAACUGAUCAACUCUUCAUACGCUUGUCGUCAUCUGGCAAGAGGGUGUGUGUUAUAAAGUCUGUUGAUGGAACAACAAUAAGUGCAUUCCGUGUCCACGAGUGUGAGGGCUCGAGCAGAAUGGGUUCACGACCCCGCAGGUUCUUGUUUACUGGCCACACCAAUGGUGGUAUACAGAUGUGGGAUCUUACCACAGCACUAGAUCUGAUGAGCCCCGCAGAGGACAAUAAACAAAUAUGCACGCCCAAACCAACAUCUACAGAGCAGAACCUAGGAGGUCCUACACCUAAAGAAUUAGUGAAGUUGUUAGACCAGUGUGACAUAUGUCAGUCCCAAAACUCCACCCCUUGUAUAAGCCCUUCCCCCUCUAUCAUGGGGGGAAGCCUUCAGCGCCCUAGUCAAGAGGUGGUGCAUGGCAUUUCUGUGCCAAAUAUGGACUCUCUGGAGGAUCUAGAAGAACGGGGCGCAGUGGGUGGGAUGGAGAAGUCACAGGUCACAAGUUUAUGAUGCAUGCUAACAUGUUAUAAAGUAUGGGUCAGGUGAACAACGAUACAGACAUAACAGAAGUAGCAGUUACUGGGUGUGACAGAAGGUUGUGUCCAUUGAAAUUGUGCCAUAGCAAAAUGUAAACAGUAUCCUGAGAAAAUUAUAUACACGCUUCUUGUUAUACUUCAUAGCAACGUGCACAUUCUCGAAAUUUGUUUUAAAGGGACACGCCUCCAUGUUUAUAUAAAGUUUUUACAAAAUUUAUGAAGUAGCUUUGUUAAUUAGUAAUAUUGUUUAUAGAAAUUGAAAAUGAAGUUACUCUGUUAGGUCUUGGUAGUAUUUAACCCUUACCCUGCUAAAUUUCUGUAAUGAACUUGUCCAUCUAUCAAUUUGGACAGAACCAUUAACUGUUAAAAGGGGUGUUCGCUGAAAAUUUACUGACUGAAUAGCAAACAGUGCAGACCAUGAUCAGACUGCACGGAUGUGCAUGCUGAUCUUGGUCUGCACUAGCCGCAAAGGCAGAAUCACUUGCCGCCAGCAGGCUAAAGGUUAAUUAUAAAUUUAUUUGCAAAACCGGUAUGUUGUCUGCAAACAAUCUUAAAGAGAUACAUGCAGUAGACAAGGAAAUCAAUGAAAGAAAUUUAUCUGUACUUAAAAGCAUGUACUCAAAAAUAUAAACUUAACCCUUAUCAUGCUGGACAUGACUGAUUCUGCCUUUGUGACCAGUGUAGAUCAUGAUCAGCCUGCACAUCCAGACAGUCUGAUCAAGAUCUUCACUGUUCGCCAUUUAAUCAGUAUCUUUUUGGUAAACACCCCAGGCCUUUUAACAGUUAAUGGUACUACCCAGAUUGAAAGAUGGACAAGUUCAUUAUAGAACUUUAGCAGGGUAAGGGGUUGAUUGUUAUUAAAUAUGCAUUUAUAGUCCUUUACAUUGGUCUAAACAUGGUGACAUGAUUAAUGAUAAAAAGUCCUAUUGACUCAAAGGCAGAGCCAAAAACAUGUAUUGACAACUGUGUUGUCAUGACACUUUGACAUCAAAACAAUGAGACGUCAUACACAAUUUACUUGGACAAAAAAAUAACCAUCCGCUACAAACGAUUGCAAUUGAAUUUAGUGCGGCUAAUUAACCUUCAGUAUGUUUGAUAUGAUGUUAUAACAAUUGUUGACUUUUAGGUUUGGUCAAUAUCAGGAUUUAUCAACCUUGAAAAAGUGAAAUCGACCUUGGGCUGUGCCCACGAUUUAUAUCUCUUUUUUUCAGGUCGAUAAAUCUUCAUAACCUCACUAAAGGGCAAUAAUUGCAUAUGAUAAAUUUAUAGAUGUUAUUAUUUCUUUUGAAUAUUUUUAUACCUAGAGACAUGCCACUUUAAGUUAUUUGACAGAUUUAAGUUUCACUGUGCAUAAAUUAUGUUCUCAAAAAUUAUACAUGUAUUACAUUACAAUGUUAUAUUUAAAGGAGAGCUGCUUGAAAUUGUCUGAUCAAUUUCUUUUUUAAACCUUGAUGUACAUUGUUUAAACUUAAAAGUCUUCUUAAAUGUGGACCAAUAAAUGCUACAGAAAAUUGCGUGGUGCAAAUUUUAUAAAAACUUAUAAGGCAUAAAAAGAAAAUUAUUUGUUUCCGGUAUCCCGACCUACCCUAAAUGUUUUUAUGGUCUUGGAGAAUAUUUUUUUCAACUUUUUAACAGAAAGUUGCAAAACUUCACUUUUUACGCUUUAAACCACAGACACUUGGGGUUUGGACCUCCACACACCCCAUUCUCCUCCGCCCCUGGUUAAGUUUAGCCAAUAUAUUUUAGCAUUUUACCAUGUAUUGAGCAUGGGUGACGAUCAUAAAGCGCAUUUUGUAACAUUUCAGCGUAUUUUUAAAAAAUGUAUUUUUACCAUCAAUGCUCUCAAUAUUACAAGAUUUGAAACAUCGCACAAACACUAGGGAAACAAUAGCCAGUUUAACUUUUAAAUGAACCCCUACCAAUGAAUCACUGGUAUCAAUCGUCAGAUCUGUUACCAUUCUGUCAAAUGACACCGGUCCCGACAACUGUCAUUUGUAUUCCGACGAGAAAUCAAUAAAUAAUAUAAAUUAAUCAAUCUAAAUUCUAUGGAACACUUCCUUGUGAAUUGAUCCCUGCUUUGAACUGCGCAUAUUGUUGCCGGGUACCAAAAUUGAUACCGUUUCGACUACAUUAUACCGGAUUAUCGCUUCAGCACGUGUUACACGAGGUUUGUUUACAUAAAGAAGUGAUGAUCUGGUUUAACAUAGCCGUAAGAGUAUCUGUUUUGGUACCCGGUUUAUGACAUGCGCUACACAAAGCGAGGGUCCAGCGCAAGCAAGUGUUCCUAUUGUUCGUGCGAUGUUUCAUAUCUUGUAUUAUUGAGAGCAUUGAUGGUAAAAAAAUACAUUUUUAGCUCGACUAUUCGAAGAAUAGUCUAGCUAUUCUACUCACCCUGGCGUCGGCGUCACACCUUGGUUAAGUUUUUGCAUGCAAGUACAUACAGCUAUCAUUUAAAGGCAUAUAGCUUUGAAACUUAUUUAUUCUUUUUCUAGGUCAAUUACCAACCUCUCUGGGUCAAGUCCCAUAACUCUGACAUGUAUUUUGAGCAAAUUAUGCCCCCUUUUGGACUUAGAAAAUUUUGGUUAAAGUUUUACAUGCAAGUUACUAUCUCCAAAACUAAUGCAGAUAUUGAAUUGAAACUUUACAUGUGUCUUCGGGGUUAUAAAACUAGUUGAUAGCACCAAGUCCCAUAACUCUGACCUUCAUUUUGGCCAAAUUAUGCCCCCUUUUGGACUUAGAAAAUUCUGGUUAAAGUUUUGCGUGCAAGUACAUACAGCUAUUACUAAAAGGCAUAUAGAUUUGAAACUUAUUUUUUCUUUUUCUAGAUCAAUUACCUACCUCACUGGGUCAAGCCCCAUAACUCUGACAUGUAUUUUGGCCAAAUUAUGCCCCCUUUUGGACUUAGAAAAUUCUGGUUAAAGUUUUGCGUGCAAGUACAUACAGCUAUUACUAAAAGGCAUAUAGAUUUGAAACUUAUUUUUUCUUUUUCUAGAUCAAUUACCUACCUCACUGGGUCAAGUCCCUUAACUCUGACAUGUAUUUUGAGCAAAUUAUGCCCCCUUUUGGACUUAGAAAAUUCUGGUUAAAGUUUUACUUGCAAGUUACUAUCUCCAAAACUAAUGCAGAUAUUGAAUUGAAACUUCACAUGUGUCUUCGGGGUUAUAAAACUAGUUGAUAGCACCAAGUCCCAUAACUCUGACCUUCAUUUUGGCCAAAUUAUGCCCCCUUUUGGACUUAGAAAAUUCUGGUUAAAGUUUUGCGUGCAAGUACAUACAGCUAUUACUAAAAGGCAUAUAGAUUUGAAACUUAUUUUUUCUUUUUCUAGAUCAAUUACCUACCUCACUGGGUCAAGCCCCAUAACUCUGACAUGUAUUUUGGCCAAAUUAUGCCCCCUUUUGGACUUGGAAAAUUCUGGUUAAAGUUUUGCUUGCAAGUACAUACAGCUAUUACUAAAAGGCAUAUAGAUUUGAAACUUAUUUUUUCUUUUUCUAGGUCAAUUACCUACCUCACUGGGUCAAGUUCCAUAACUCUGACACGUAUUUUGGGCAAAUUAUACCCCCUUUUGGACUUAGAAAAUUCUGGUUAAAGUUUUACAUGCAAGUAACUAUCUCCAAAACUACUACAGAUAUUAAAUUGAAACUUCACAUGUGUCUUCGGGGUUAUAAAACUAGUUGAUAGCACCAAGUCCCAUAACUCUGACAUGUAUUUUGGGCAAAUUAUGCCCCCUUUUGGACUUAGAAAAUCCUGGUUAAAGUUUUGCGUGCAAGUACAUACGGCUAUUACCAAAAGGCAUAUAGCUUUGAAACUUAUUUAUUCUUUUUCAAGGUCAAUUACCAACCUCACUGGGUCAAGUUCCAUAACUCUUAACAUGUAUUUUGAGCAAAUUAUGCCCCCUUUUGGACUUAGAAAAUUCUGGUUAAAGUUUAACAUGCAAGUUACUAUCCCCAAAACUAAUGCAGAUAUUGAAUUGAAACUUAACAUGUUUCUUCGGGGUUAUAAAACUAGUUGAUAACAUCAAGUCCCAUAACUCUGAUAUGUAUUUUGGUCAAAUUAUGUCCCCUUUCGAACUUAAAACUCUUUUGAUAUUUAACAUUUUGGGUAAUAAUUUCCUGCUUCUGUGACAAUAUUUCGAAUAGUCGAGCUUGGCUGUCUUACGGACAGCUCUUGUUUAAAAACACGCUGAAAUGUUACAAAAUGCGUUUAGUGAUUGUCACCUAUGCUCAAUACAUGGUAAAAUGCUAAAAAAUGUUGGCUAAACUUAACCAGGGGGGGAGGAGAAUGGGGUAUGUGGGGGUCCGAUCCCCAAGUGUCUGUGCUUUAAACAUGGUCAGUGAUGUUAGAAAUCAACUUAUUGAUGCUCUAAAGGCAUAACCCCCUUAUUUGUAUUCAUUUUUUGACAUAAAAAUAAUUUCCGAAAAGUCUCACUUAAAAUAAAGAAAAUUUCAAAAAAAAGAAUUUUUUUCCGACCUACCUACCCUAAUUUAUUUGAGCAUGUUGCCGGAAACAAAGAAUUUUUUUUUUAGGCCUAAUCACAUUAAAGUUUAAAAUCUCAUUCUUUCCAUUUCAACCUCUGUUAACCAUUGUAGAUUUUAAAGUAUACCCGGUAGUGAAAUUCAAACCACUUACAGUAAACUGUUGUACAAACUGUAUGAAUGUUAAAAUGAUUUAAGAUUUUACAAAAAAAUUAUCAGACAGCUUGCAUGUCAAACAUUUUUCGUGAAACUUGAAAGCAAUUUCAGUUAAACUUUAUGAACCAAAAAUAAGAUCACAGUACAUUUAAAUUACACAUUUUUUUUUUAUCAACGUUAUAUUUAGGUAACUUAAGUUCAUUAUGUCUCCAACAUGAAGUGGGGGAGACAUCUUGAUUUAGCGCUGUUUGUCAGUCUGUAUGUUACAAAAUUUGUCCACGCAACUCCUCCGACUUCACUUGGCAGAUUUACAUUAAUCUUCACAAAAGUGAUUAUUACUAAGCCUAGUUGUGCAUAUAAUUGGCAUGUUCCGGUUUGGUGAUUUUCAAUGGAGUUAUGGCCCUUGAUUCAUCAAAUUUUAUGAUUUUUUGGCCGCUUCUCUUAUAAUAUUGGGUGGAUUUGCACCAAACCAUACAGAAGUGAUAAGUGCCAAGCCUAGUUGUACAUAUUAUUGGCAUAUUCCAGUUCAGUAAUUUUCAGUGGAGUUAUGGCCCUUAAUUUGUUGUAGUUUGCCUUGUCGGCGCAACUGCUCCAACAACACAGGGAGAAAUUACACUAAACUUCCUAAAAGUGAUUAUAGCCAAUUCUAGUUGUGCAUAUUGUUGUCAUGUUCCUGUUCAUUGAUUUUCAGUGGAGUUAUGGCCCUUGACUCAUCAAAUUUUAUGUUGUUUUGGUCACUUCUCUUAUAUUAUUGGGUGGAUUUCCGCCAAACCUUACAGAAGUGAUCAGUGCCAGGCCUAAUUUUGCACAUUAUUUGCAUGUCUGAAUUCAAUGAUUUGUGAUAGUUUACCAUUGUAUAUGCAACUGGUCCAGUUCCAGCAUGAGGAAUUGCACCCAACUUCAGAAAGGUGAUCAUUGCCAAGCUAAGCUGUGCAUAUCAUGGUCAUAUUCCGGUUCAUUUAUUUUCAGGGGUGUUAUGUUCCUUUUAAAGUUUAUUUGUCAACUUUUGUAAUAUUAACUUCUCUUAUACAAUAGGUACAGAUUAUCAGUGCCAAGCCGAGUUAUGCAUUAUCCUUGGCAUGUUUCAGUUCAGUGAUUUUCAGCAGAGUUAAGGCCCUGGAAUUGUCAUAUUUCACUACCUGCUGUAUACCAUCGGGCUGAAUUUCACCAAUCCUCACGAUAGAUUAGAUAUAUUGUUGGACUGUUAUGGUUCAAUGAUCUUCACUGGAGUUAUGGCCCAAUUUAUGGAAUUUAACAAUGUUGGGGUGUUAACUGGUUGGAGACAUACUUUUCUUUGUGAAAAACAAUCUCUAUAUUGCAGCUCACUUGAGCAAAGUGCUCAAGACGAGCUUUAGAGAUGAUUGCACUGUCAGUUGUCAUCCAUCAUGUGUUGUAAAAAAUUGAACUAUCAACUCUCCAUAGGUAACAGUAUUGGCCCAGUCGGAAAAAAAUCUUGGACAUGUUUGAUGUUGAAAUAUCUGGUUCGAGGGUAAUUGUUUAUGUGGUAAGGAGGCUGUGCCGAGUUACUGCAGAAACAUUUACCCUGAAGUCAGAUAUUUCUAUCCGCACUGUCCACCAGUGACUGAUUCUUUCCCUUGCAUACCGUGAUCUUCAAAUAAUAGAAGAAAUAAAAUAGAAUGAAUGCUUUUCUUUUAAGCGCUACUUUAUUAUUGUAGCAUAUUAAUUUAUGCAUUCAUUCAUAAAUUAUAGCAUGAGACACCCUUGGUGUAAGGUGAGGUUUUUCUGCACUGGCAAAAACACAGGAAAAUCCUGUCAGGCAUGCAAGAAAAAAUUAUUUAUAAUCUAUAGGCCACAUUAUUUAAUUGAUCUUCAUGAUACACAUGUGCUUGGUAGGACUGUUUGUUUUGGUGAAUCUGGGUCAAGUUUAAAGGUUGGGAGUAACAGGAAGGUCACUUAGUCAGAUCUUAGGGCAACUUAGUUAAGAUCUUAGACAACUAAGUUAACAUUUUUGGACCAUAUUUUUGAUCUGAUCUGCAUGAAAAAUGGGGAAAAUAUUGAUUAUCUUGUUAAUGCAGGUGAUCAAUACAGGGCCUUUUUUGCAAUGCAAGUUAAUUCUUAGUACAUGUAUUGAGAACAUGUAGAGUAAACACAAGAUAUUUAUUUUUCUUGCAACCCUGUGUAAUUCCAUGAAAAUCGGGGAAAAAAACCUUGUUUUGUGCAUUUUGAAUGCACCGGGUUUAUUUUUGUAUUUUUGGAAAAUCCUAAGUAAUGUUGAAUGCAUAUUUUUACUUGUAAAUAUUACAUAAGUAUUGUACAUUUUGUAUAUUAGUCAUGUCAUUGUUAUUUUAUAUGUAAUUUAAUUGUUAUAUUUCCAAAGUAGAUACUGUGCAAUAUUAAACAGUAAAACUUUA
Mercenaria mercenaria is the source of this 9302-nucleotide messenger RNA. RefSeq names its product BTB/POZ domain-containing protein KCTD3-like. NCBI's taxonomy places the organism in Eukaryota, Metazoa, Mollusca, Bivalvia, Venerida, Veneridae. The coding region runs from base 99 to 2276 and encodes 725 amino acids. The record is from RefSeq and is a predicted model, not a curated record. The transcript has 19 exons. Gene Ontology annotation, biological process: protein homooligomerization. Gene Ontology annotation, molecular function: protein binding.